AUGUCUUCCGAUAAUACUCUACCAUCAACCACAUCCGAGGCAACAUUACCUGGUAACUCAACAAGUAGUAUUGAUGAUGACACUCUCCUUACCGAGAUCACUGAAUACUUUGUUGACCGUGGUUUUCAACCGAGUCUUGGAAGUGAAGGUGUAAAGUUAGGUGAAGAUAAGGAAUUAUUUAUGAAAUGGGGUCUUACAGAGGAGGCUACAAACGAACUACGUGAUAGUGUGCGUGAUGAUGAUGAUGUUUGGUCUCAACGGGGUUUAAAACAUUGGUUACUUGAUUGGAUCUACAAUCCGUGGGGUUCAUUUACUCAAAUAAGUUUUGACAAAAUUUUUUACGAUCCACAAUUUCAACGCAAUCAAUGGCAUAGUUACGAAAGAAAAGGUGGUCCACAAAUUUUUGUCUCAUCCUAUGAAGACAUCGUCACUAUCGGAGAGGAUGCUUUAUUGAGGUGCAAUACAAAAGUCUCUAAUCCAAUGAACAGUAACUUCAAGGCCUGCAGACCCAGACUUGAUUUUGGAUACCUUCAAAGUUUUUACCUGAACCCACCGUUUGAUAAUGCAGUCAGCGUUGUUAAGAAUAAUGAGGGAUAUAAUGGAAUUGUUAUAUAUUGGGUUGAUAUGGAAAGAGUAAAAAGCAUAAAAUAUCGGGAUUUAAUCCCAGACAAGAACUUAUGGAGAGAGGUAGUGGUUUCGUCAAGGUGUGAACAGUAUUCAGUAGUAGAUGAUGAUGAUUUUGUUAAUGGACAUCAGUUGUCAAAUCCAAGACAAAUUCUUUCUGCCUGGCGUACAUAUGGUGGAGCGGAUGUUGAGGAUUCGCGGCGGAAUCUCAUCUCCAUGACCAGAUGGUUUGAGCCUAUUCGUCAUCUUCAGCUUGCUGUAAAGACUAAUAAAGCGAUAAAAUGGGUAGUAAAAAAAAAUUUUUCCGAAAAAGUGUUCAAAACUGAUCGAUUUGGAGGUGUUUAUCCAAUAUCUCGUUAUCGUUCUUCGAUAUAUUUCAUUAACCCUGAUCAAUAG
This is a messenger RNA of Diversispora eburnea, 1020 nucleotides long. Lineage: Eukaryota; Fungi; Glomeromycota; Glomeromycetes; Diversisporales; Diversisporaceae. The record is from the annotation of a GenBank genome assembly.